Molecule: messenger RNA, 420 nt
Organism: Magnolia sinica
Lineage: Eukaryota; Viridiplantae; Streptophyta; Magnoliopsida; Magnoliales; Magnoliaceae
Product: disease resistance protein RPP13-like
Exons: 1
Coding region: 1-420 (139 amino acids)
Biological process (GO): defense response to fungus
Molecular function (GO): ADP binding
Source: RefSeq, a predicted model, not a curated record
AUGGGUGGUGUCGGUAAGACUACUCUUACUAAGAAACUUUAUAACGACACCCAUGUUAAGACACAUUUUGAGUCUUGUGCAUGGAUUUCUAUAUCACAAGAGUAUGGUGUGAGAGAUCUUCUGCAGAAUAUCAUAAAUUGCUAUAUGGUGCUCUCCGAAGAGGAUCUCAAGAAAGUGGAGAAAAUGGACGUUAUUCAACUCCAGCAUAAAAUUUCUGUGUAUUUGCGGGAGAAGAGAUACCUGAUGGUAUUAGAUGAUAUCUGGACAAACCAAAAAUGGGAUGCUUUGCAAGAUGCGUUUCCGGAUAUGAAUAAUGGCAGUAGAGUCGUGCUCACCACGCGCAACAAGGACUUAGCCUUACAUGCAGAUGCACAAAGCCAGCCCCAUGAAUUGGGAUUUCUAAAUGAGGAAGAGAGCUAG